This is a messenger RNA of Gavialis gangeticus (Gharial), 3467 nucleotides long. RefSeq names its product solute carrier family 4 member 8 (gene SLC4A8). The coding region runs from base 3 to 3245 and encodes 1080 amino acids. The record is from RefSeq and is a predicted model, not a curated record. Gene Ontology annotation, cellular component: plasma membrane. Gene Ontology annotation, molecular function: monoatomic anion transmembrane transporter activity; solute:inorganic anion antiporter activity; sodium:bicarbonate symporter activity. Lineage: Eukaryota; Metazoa; Chordata; Crocodylia; Gavialidae. The transcript has 25 exons. Gene Ontology annotation, biological process: bicarbonate transport; monoatomic anion transport; transmembrane transport.
CCAUGCCGGCGGGCAGCACGGAGCCGGACGGCAUCCUCAGCUACCAGAGACCUGAUGAAGAGGCGGUUGUGGAUCAAGGUGGGACUAGCAAUGUUGUCAACAUCCAUUAUGAGAAGGAAGAGCUGGAAGGGCACAGAACUCUGUAUGUUGGGGUCCGAAUGCCUUUGGUGAGACCGGGUCACAGGCAUCACCGAACUCAUGGCCAAAAGCACAGGAAACGGGACCGGGCGAAGGGAGCGGUUCAGGAAGAGCAGGAAUCUCAUGACACCCCGUCUCAGCGAGUUCGGUUUAUCCUUGGUACUGAGGAGGAUGAGGAGCACGUCCCCCAUGACCUCUUCACGGAGCUGGAUGAGAUUUGUGUGAAGGAGGGGGAGGACACAGAGUGGAAGGAAACGGCCAGGUGGCUGAAGUUUGAGGAGGACGUGGAGGAUGGAGGGGAACGGUGGAGCAAGCCUUACGUUGCUACGCUGUCCUUACACAGCCUCUUUGAGCUGAGGAGCUGCAUCAUGAACGGUACAGUCCUCCUGGAUAUGUGUGCCAGCAGCAUCGAAGAAAUCGCAGAUAUGAUUUUGGAUCAGCAAGAACAGUCCAGCGAGUUUGAUGAAAGCAUGCGGGUGAAAGUGCGGGAGGCCCUGUUGAAGAAGCACCACCAUCAGAAUGAGAAGAAGAGGAACAAUCUCCUCCCAAUUGUCCGCUCUUUCGCAGAUGUUGCCAAGAAACAGUCGGAUCCACACUUGUUGGACAAGACAGCCAUGCACCUGUUGUCUCCCCAUCCAUCUACCACUCUAGAGAUGAAGAAUGGAGUGAACCAUGAUACAAGCCCUAUGGAUUUAAGCAAGGCUGAGCUGCAUUUCAUGAAGAAAAUUCCCACUGGGGCAGAAGCUUCCAAUGUUCUGGUGGGCGAGCUGGAUUUUCUCCUUCGUCCCAUCGUGGCGUUUGUGCGCCUAACUCCCGCCGUCCUCCUCUCGGGCAUGACAGAAGUUCCUAUCCCAACCAGGUUCUUGUUUAUCCUGCUGGGACCAGAAGGGAAGGCUCAUCAGUACCAUGAGAUUGGCAGGUCAAUGGCUACCCUCAUGACAGACGAGAUUUUCCAUGACGUUGCUUAUAAAGCCAAAGACCGUGGGGACCUUGUGGCUGGUAUUGAUGAAUUUCUAGAUCAGGUGACAGUGUUGCCCCCUGGAGAAUGGGAUCCAUCAAUUCGAAUUGAACCUCCAAAAAAUUUACCUUCCCAGGAAAAGAGGAAGAUGCCGGCAGUCCCUAAUGGCAAUGCCUGCCACCCCGAACCGGAACACCACAGCGGACCUGAACUUGAGCGAACGGGGAGGCUCUUUGGGGGUUUGAUUCUGGACGUAAAGCGCAAAGCUCCUUGGUUCUGGAGUGACUUUCGGGAUGCUCUGAGUUUACAGUGCUUGGCAUCCUUCCUCUUCCUGUACUGUGCCUGUAUGUCUCCUGUGAUCACUUUUGGGGGGUUGCUUGGAGAAGCGACCGAUGGACAAAUAAGUGCAAUGGAAUCCUUGUUUGGCGCCUCCAUGACAGGAGUGGUGUACUCCCUGUUUGCCGGACAACCCCUCACUAUCUUGGGAAGUACUGGACCAGUGUUGGUGUUUGAAAAGAUUUUGUUCAAAUUCUGCAAGGACUACACCCUCUCUUACCUUUCCCUGCGAACCUGCAUUGGACUGUGGACUGCUUUCCUAUGCAUCGUCCUGGUGGCGGCUGACGCCAGCUCCUUGGUGUGCUACAUCACGCGCUUUACUGAGGAAGCCUUUGCCUCUUUGAUCUGUAUUAUCUUCAUCUAUGAGGCAAUAGAGAAGCUGAUCAGACUGGGAGAGAUGUAUCCUGUCCACAUGCACAGCCAGCUCGACCAUCUGACUCUCUACUACUGUAGCUGUGGAGCCCCUGCCAGCCCCAGCAAUGAAACCGUGCAGUACUGGGACAGCAUCAAUAUUGACCCUUCCACGCUUGAAUGGGCAAACCUGACUGUCAGUGAAUGCCAGGAAUUGCACGGAGAAUUUAUUGGCUCUGCGUGUGGAGAGCACGGCCCGUACACGCCCGAUGUCCUCUUCUGGUCCUGCAUCCUCUUCUUCACCACCUUCAUCCUGUCGGGCUCCCUGAAGAUGUUUAAAACCAGCCACUAUUUCCCAACAAAAGUGCGUGCCAUGAUAAGCGACUUUGCUGUUUUCUUAACUAUCGUCAUUAUGGUGGUUAUUGACUUUUUAAUUGGGAUCCCAUCGCCUAAGCUGCAAGUUCCCCAUGUCUUCAAGCCGACAAGAGAUGACCGUGGUUGGAUUAUUAGCCCAAUUGGACCAAAUCCCUGGUGGACAGUGCUGGCUGCUAUCAUACCCGCUCUCCUCUGCACCAUCCUGAUAUUCAUGGACCAGCAGAUCACUGCUGUUAUCGUGAACAGAAAAGAGCAUAAACUCAAGAAAGGAUGUGGCUACCACCUAGAUCUACUAAUGGUGGCGAUCAUGCUUGGUGUGUGCUCUGUGAUGGGGCUACCCUGGUUUGUAGCGGCGACAGUUCUGUCCAUCACCCAUGUGAAUAGCCUCAAACUGGAGUCAGGCUGCUCUGCCCCAGGGGAACAACCAAAGUUUCUGGGCAUACGAGAGCAAAGGGUUACAGGCCUCAUGAUCUUUGUGCUUAUGGGCUGUUCUGUCUUCAUGACGUCCGUGUUAAAGUUUAUACCGAUGCCUGUGCUUUAUGGCGUGUUCCUUUACAUGGGCGUUUCAUCACUCAGAGGCAUUCAGUUCUUCGACCGCUUGAAGCUGUUUGGGAUGCCAGCGAAGCACCAGCCCGACUUCAUCUACCUGCGACACGUCCCCUUGCGAAAAGUGCACCUCUUCACCCUGAUCCAGCUGGCUUCUCUGGUUUCGCUGUGGGCCAUAAAGGCGUCACCUGCUGCCAUCGUCUUUCCCAUGAUGGUUUUGGCUCUCGUCUUUGUUCGGAAAGUCUUGGAUUUCUGCUUCUCAAAGAGGGAGCUGAGCUGGCUUGACGACCUCAUGCCAGAAAGCAAGAAGAAAAAAAUAGAAGAUGCCAAAAAUAAAGCCAAAGAAGAGGAGGAGUCUCAGAAGAUGAUGGAUGCUGCUGAAACAAAUGUCAUUGAGCUGCCUCUGGGGAAAGCUGAAUAUUCAACUGCUCCAAAGCAAAAUAACAAUGGGAGGGUGGAUCCUUCAGAGAUUAACAUCUCCGAUGAAAUGCCUAAAACGACGGUAUGGAAAGCUCUCAGCAUGAAUACAGAAAAGCUCUAGAUCCAAGGAGACGAGUUUUUCCAUUUAGGGAUCUUGGCUUUGGAGGAGGCGACGAAUGAGAAGAUGACUCAGGGAUGAGCCAAGACACACAGACAGGGGGGAAAAAAAUACUUUUCGAAACAGAGGAAAGGAGAGAAAAAAAUUAGUACCCUCCCCGCCCCCAGGACUUCCUUCAGUCAAGUAACUGGAUUCAUAUUAAAGCCAUUCAGAAGUUUUCAAUUA